GCCCAGAAGAUCCACACGGGGGAGCGGCCCUACAAGUGCGGGGAGUGCGGGCGGGCCUUCAGCCGGGGCUCCACCUUCCUGCAGCACCAGCGCACCCACACCGGCGAGCGGCCCUACAAGUGCCCGGACUGCGGGAAGCGCUUCGGCGACCGCUCCCAGUUCAAGACCCACCAGCGGAUCCACACGGGAGAGAAACCUUAUAAAUGCCUCGACUGUGGGAAAGGCUUCAACCAGGGUUCAAACCUUAUUAGGCAUCAGAGAACCCACACCGGUGAACAACCCUAUAAGUGCCUGGAAUGUGGGAAAAGCUUCAUUCAGAGCUCGGAUCUUAUCAGGCACGAGAGGACCCACACCGGAGAUAAACCCUAUAAAUGCCUGGACUGUGGGAAAAGCUUUGUUUUGAGCUCGGAUCUUAUUUCCCAUCAGAGCAGCCACACAGGAGAGAAACCCUACAAGUGCCUGGACUGUGGGAAAAGUUUCAAUCAAAGCUCCUACCUUAUUUCCCAUCAGAGAACGCACACGGGUGAGAAACCCUAUAAAUGCCUGGAGUGUGGGAAAACAUUCAGCUGGAACUCAAAUCUGAUUUCACAUCAAAGGACUCACACAGGAGAGAGACCUUAUAAAUGUCUGGACUGUGGGAAACGAUUUCUUGACAACACCGCCCUUAUUAAACAUCAGCGAAUGCACACAGGAGAGAGACCUUAUAAAUGUCUGGACUGUGGGAAACGAUUUCUUGACAACACCGCCCUUAUUAAACAUCAGCGAAUGCACACAGGAGAGAGACCUUAUAAAUGUCUGGACUGUGGGAAACGAUUUCUUGACAACACCGCCCUUAUUAAACAUCAGCGAAUGCACACAGGAGAGAGACCUUAUAAAUGUCUGGACUGUGGGAAACGAUUUCUUGACAACACCGCCCUUAUUAAACAUCAGCGAAUGCACACAGGAGAGAGACCUUAUAAAUGUCUGGACUGUGGGAAACGAUUUCUUGACAACACCGCCCUUAUUAAACAUCAGCGAAUGCACACAGGAGAGAGACCUUAUAAAUGUCUGGACUGUGGGAAACGAUUUCUUGACAACACCGCCCUUAUUAAACAUCAGCGAAUGCACACAGGAGAGAGACCUUAUAAAUGUCUGGACUGUGGGAAACGAUUUCUUGACAACACCGCCCUUAUUAAACAUCAGCGAAUGCACACAGGAGAGAGACCUUAUAAAUGUCUGGACUGUGGGAAACGAUUUCUUGACAACACCGCCCUUAUUAAACAUCAGCGAAUGCACACAGGAGAGAGACCUUAUAAAUGUCUGGACUGUGGGAAACGAUUUCUUGACAACACCGCCCUUAUUAAACAUCAGCGAAUGCACACAGGAGAGAGACCUUAUAAAUGUCUGGACUGUGGGAAACGAUUUCUUGACAACACCGCCCUUAUUAAACAUCAGCGAAUGCACACAGGAGAGAGACCUUAUAAAUGUCUGGACUGUGGGAAACGAUUUCUUGACAACACCGCCCUUAUUAAACAUCAGGCGCCGGAGCUUUCUGCGGCGCUCGAGGUGGUUCCAGACUCCCCUACGCUAGAGGUGGUGCCGGGGCUCUCUGCCAGGCUCAGGGUAGUGGCCGAGGAGGGGGCGACAGUGGUGCUAGGCAUGGGGGUAUGA
Messenger RNA from Pelodiscus sinensis (Chinese soft-shelled turtle), 1650 nucleotides. The record is from RefSeq and is a predicted model, not a curated record. Lineage: Eukaryota; Metazoa; Chordata; Testudines; Trionychidae.